UUAUUUUAAGCAGACGCCCUGCAGAAGAUGGUCGGGUUUCAAGGGAUCAACGCUCUGUUAUAGUCCUUACCAACUCACCUGUCCUCAGUGUCGUGUUGAUUCUACUACACACUCACGAUCUUUAUCUGUGAUCUAUGUCUCGAGCAUCAACAUCUUGCAAGUGCGUCUUUCAAGUCUGCAACCUUGAACAUGCACAAGCAAAUAUGAUUGUGAUGGUUAUACAUGCCUUUCGCUGGCUAUGUUAAUAGCCCUCCACGCGAACUAGAUAUAGGAGAUUGGACUGCAAUCAGGCACAUUCUUAUCUUUAUCAGAGCCUCAAACAAGACGCUGGAAUCUGCUCAUAAAAUUACAGUUGCUACAUAUCUCAAACGACACCUCUGCUCACAACUUGACGCUACAUCCGUUUCAAUGAGCUCCUCAAUUUCUGAGGCCUAUCAACUUCAAUCAGUCAAAUACAUAUAUGUCGCUUGUUUGCCAGUUUUGGCCCUGGAAUAUUGUAACACGUUUGAAGAAGAGGUUAAGCUGAUUUGGAGAUCAAGAUGGAGCCUUGCCAAAGUCCUGUUCCUUUGCUCUCGGUACAACAUGUUUGCUGCAUCCAUCCCAACUUUGAUACUGACCGUUGGCCCCGCUAUACCUAGUACUAAAUGCAAGCAGAUAAAUCUAGCUAGUGCAGUCCUCGGCGUAACUAGUAUCGUUGUAGCAGAAGCGAUACUUCUUCUUCGGACAAUUGCAAUCUGGCCUAGCUGCAAAACAUUUCGUUAUUGCCUAGUGUCUCUAUAUCUGGCUGUUAUUAUCUCCAUGCUAGUAUCUACCUUCAUCUAUGUGAACUCCCUCGAAUUUGUCUCAGAACCAGGACUACUGGGAUGCAAUCCCGUAACGCAUCCAGACAGUAUUGCGUACGCUCUAGUCAUUGUAUCAUAUGUAAUAUUUCAUGAAACCAUUAUUUUAACUCUACUUGUAUACCGGAUAAUCACACUCUUCCGCCACACCACCAACCCACUGUUGCGAACUCUGUAUACCGAUGGGAUUGGUUUUUACCUAUGUAUGUUAGCUUUAUCUAUUGCCAAUGUUAUUGCGUUUGCGACUUUCCCUGCUGGCUUGAAACCUGUACUGGACGUAGUGUAUUAUACCGUGCAUAGCGUUCUAUCAUGCCGAAUUAUUCUCCACCUUCGUGCUGUCAAUGUCGACGCUGUCACUAGGACAUUGAAUCCUCCAUCUCAAUCGCUACAAUUUGCCCGCGUCGUCCGUCAAUGCCAUCGUAUUGAGGCAUUUAGAUGUGAGUCGAGAACGGGGGAUAUACCAAUGGUUUAGGCGUUUAGAGGAAUACAAGUCAUAAAAUAUAUACAACAUCAAUUCUAAAACGAAUAAAUGAAUCAAAUUGAAUUUUAAU
Messenger RNA from Serpula lacrymans var. lacrymans S7.9, 1390 nucleotides. RefSeq lists its product as uncharacterized. Bases 223 to 1311 code for a protein of 362 amino acids. NCBI's taxonomy places the organism in Eukaryota, Fungi, Basidiomycota, Agaricomycetes, Boletales, Serpulaceae. The transcript is spliced from 17 exons. The record is from RefSeq and is a predicted model, not a curated record.